Messenger RNA from Arachis stenosperma, 579 nucleotides. RefSeq names its product fasciclin-like arabinogalactan protein 1. The record is from RefSeq and is a predicted model, not a curated record. Lineage: Eukaryota; Viridiplantae; Streptophyta; Magnoliopsida; Fabales; Fabaceae. Bases 1 to 579 code for a protein of 192 amino acids. The transcript is spliced from 3 exons.
AUGUCUGGACGUAUUUUUGUCAAGAGGAAGUAUAGGGAGGCAAUGGAGUAUUUGUACAAUGUGUACAAUGGAAAUUUAGGGAUGUUUGAUUCAGUAGGAUAUCUAAUUCUCGCUCUUGUUCGAUCUCGAUCUCGCUCGAUCUCGAUUCUCGAUGGAGCCAGCAAGUUCGACUUCACCGUGCAGAAUGACGGUGAUCAAGUCACGCUCAAGACCAAGAUUGUUACUGCCAAGAUCACUGGCACACUCAUUGACGAAGACCCGCUCGCGAUCUACACCAUUGAUAAGGUUUUACUUCCCAGGGAGCUUUUCAAGGCCCUGGCUCCGUCUCCUUCGCCCGCGCCUGCACCGGAGCCAGCCGCCGCGGACGCUCCUGCAUCCCCAAAGAAAGAGGGAAAGAAGAAGAAGCAGAAGGCAGCCGACGCGCCGGCAGAUGAGGAAUCAGCGCCUGCAGAUUCGCCCAGUGAUGCCGCCGAUGACAGCGCUGAUGACGGUAACGACGCUGUUAGGUUUGACGGCGUCAGGUACGGUAACGUCAUCUUCGUGGUUAUGGCUUUGUGCUUUGGGUUUUCGUUGCUGUAA